AUGGUGAGAGGGGCUGCUCGGCAGCGCCUGCCCCGCACUGGCCCGGUUUCCAGAACCACAGGCCUGGCGGAGAAGCCACCUCGCAGACGAAGAAGCAGGACUGAGCUUGCCCUGAAAGAAACCAUGUCAACAGGCGGUGGGGAGGACGACAUCCCUCAGGGAGAAAGGAAAACUGUCACAGACUUCUGUUACCUGCUGGAUAAAUCCAAACAGCUUUUUAAUGGCUUGAGAGACUUACCUCAGUAUGGGCAGAAGCAGUGGCAGUCUUAUUUUGGGCGCACCUUUGAUGUUUACACCAAACUCUGGAAGUUCCAACAGCAGCACCGGCAAGUUCUGGACAAUCGGUACGGAUUGAAGCGCUGGCAAAUUGGUGAGAUCGCUUCCAAGAUUGGGCAACUUUACUACCACUACUACCUUCGCACAUCUGAAACCAGCUACCUGAAUGAAGCGUUCUCCUUUUACUCUGCUAUCCGGCAGAGGUCUUAUUACUCCCAAGUCAACAAAGAAGACAGGCCUGAACUGGUGGUUAAGAAACUGCGUUAUUAUGCACGAUUCAUUGUGGUUUGCCUUUUACUCAACAAAAUGGAUGUUGUUAAGGAUCUUGUAAAGGAAUUGUCAGAUGAGAUUGAAGACUACACUCACCGCUUCAACACAGAGGAUCAGGUGGAAUGGAACUUGGUUCUUCAAGAGGUGGCAGCAUUCAUUGAGGCAGACCCGGUUAUGGUCUUGAAUGAUGAUAAUUCCCUUGUGAUCCUCUCCAACCGCCUCUCUGAAACAGGAGCCCCUCUGCUGGAGCAGGGGAUGAUCGUGGGGCAGUUGACUCUUGCAGAUGCACUUAUUAUUGGGAACUGCAACAAUCAGGUGAAGUUCAGUGAGUUGACAAUCGACAUGUUCCGGAUGCUGCAAGCUCUGGAGAGAGAGCCAAUGAAUUUAGCAUCACAAAUGAAUAAGCCUGGAUUGCAGGAGACAGCUGAAAAGCCAGCGAGGAGGGAGAAUCCCCACAAAUACUUGCUAUACAAGCCAACUUUCAGUCAGCUGUAUACCUUCCUAGCUGCGUCAUUUAAGGAGCUGCCCGCAAAUAGCGUCCUGCUGAUCUACCUGUCGGCCACUGGCGUGUUCCCUUCAGGUCGUUCGGAUAGUGAAGGUCCCUAUGAUUUUGGGGGUGUCCUGACAAACAGCAAUCGGGAUGUUAUAAAUGGGGAUGCCAUCCACAAGCGGAACCAGUCAUACAAAGAGAUGCACUGCCUGCACCCUGGUGAUCUCUAUCCUUUUACCAGGAAGCCCAUGUUUAUCAUAGUGGACUCAUCUAACAGUGUUGCCUACAAGAAUUUCACAAACUUAUUUGGACAACCAUUGGUGUGCCUACUUUCUCCUACAACAUAUCCAAAAGCGUUGCAAGAUCAAUCCCAACGAGGUAGCCUCUUCACCUUCUUUCUGAACAACCCAUUAAUGGCAUUCCUAUUUGUCUCUGGAUUAUCAAGCAUGCGCAGAGGACUAUGGGACAAGUGUCAUGAUUAUCUUCGAAAAAUCAACAGGGAUAUUGCACAAUUGCUGACUCAUUCCCGUUCCAUAGAUCAGGCCUUUCUCCAGUUUUUUGGAGAUGAAUUCCUUCGCUUACUUCUAACAAGAUUCAUCUUCUGCUCAGCCACCAUGAGGAUGCACAAAAUCUUCCGGCAGGAAACUAGAAAUUAUCCAGAAUCGUAUCCCCAGCUGCCAAGGGAUGAAACUGUGGAGAAUCCACACCUCCAAAAGCACAUUUUGGAGCUGGCUUCCAUGCUGGAUGUUCGAAACGUGUUCCUGGAAACCACCCUUGAUGAUUAUUAAGAUGGAAACAUGUUCUGGCUUUCUUACUGCAGAGGGGUGUUCCUGGCCACAGGUUUUUGAAAUGGUGCAGUUUUCUAAUGUGAAGAUACACAAAAAGGAAUUUACUUGAUUUUUAUUUUUAAAUUUAUGAUUAUUUUUUUAAAAAAUAAAAUGGCUGUAGGUACAGCUGUUCCAUUCUGUAUGGGGUCAAUUUUAUAUACUAAACCCUUCUGCAUCUUUUAAAAUUUUAAGACUAAAGAUAUCCCCUGGUUUUAAAUUUUGAUUUGAUUAUUGAAACUAACCACAUGUCACAAAUGAUGCUAAGUAUUUAAAUGCUAUCACUUUUAGCCCAUGUGUGUGGAAAUUCUUUAUUUUUGUACAAUUUUUAAAAAAAAU
Eublepharis macularius is the source of this 2199-nucleotide messenger RNA. RefSeq names its product suppressor of cancer cell invasion (gene SCAI). Gene Ontology annotation, biological process: DNA-templated transcription. The record is from RefSeq and is a predicted model, not a curated record. Lineage: Eukaryota; Metazoa; Chordata; Lepidosauria; Squamata; Eublepharidae. The transcript is spliced from 18 exons. Gene Ontology annotation, cellular component: nucleus. Bases 1 to 1824 code for a protein of 607 amino acids. Gene Ontology annotation, molecular function: transcription corepressor activity.